This is a messenger RNA of Odobenus rosmarus divergens (Pacific walrus), 1328 nucleotides long. RefSeq names its product deiodinase, iodothyronine, type I (gene DIO1). The coding region runs from base 19 to 609 and encodes 196 amino acids. The transcript has 3 exons. The record is from RefSeq and is a predicted model, not a curated record. NCBI's taxonomy places the organism in Eukaryota, Metazoa, Chordata, Mammalia, Carnivora, Odobenidae. Gene Ontology annotation, molecular function: thyroxine 5'-deiodinase activity.
GGCUCUGGUUGUGCCGAGAUGGGGCUGCCCAGGCCAGGGCUGUGGCUGAAGAGGCUCUGGGUCCUCUUGCAGGUGGCUGUGCAGGUGGCCGUGGGCAAAGUGUUCCUGAUACUGUUUCCCGAGAGAGUCAAGCAACACAUCUUGGCCAUGAACCAGAAGAACCCCCACUUUUCCUAUGACAACUGGGCCCCGACCUUCUACAGCAUGCAGUAUUUCUGGUUUGUCCUGAAGGUCCGAUGGCAGCGACUAGAGGACAGGACUGAGCCCGGGGGCCUGGCCCCCAACUGCCCUGUGGUCCGGCUCUCAGGACAGAGGUGCCACAUUUGGGACUUCAUGCAAGAUGGCUGGGCUUUUAAGAACAACGUGAACAUCAGGACUCACCGGAAUCUCCAGGACCGCCUGCAGGCUGCCUGCUUGCUGCUGGACAGGAGCCCCCAGUGCCCUGUGGUGGUGGACACGAUGGAGAACCAAAGCAGCCAGCACUACGCGGCGCUGCCUGAGAGGCUCUAUGUGCUCCAGGAGGGCAGGAUCCUCUACAAGGGUAAAUCUGGCCCUUGGAACUACCAUCCAGAGGAAGUUCGUGCUGUUCUGGAAAAGCUCCACAGGUAGUCUGGAAAGAUUCCCUAGUUCUAGGUGAUCAACAGGAGGGGCUCCUCCGGUCUCGGCUCUCCUCCCAGCCCAGGUUGGCGGUUACCUCUGGACUCCUGUCCCCUGCUGAGCCACUAGCUCAGAUUGGUCUGCUCUAACCAAACACUUAUCAGAAAAAAAAGCAGCAAGUUAGCUGAAUGUUAAAGACCAUACAACUCGACACUGCCCCUACCAGUGGAGACCACAUUCACUGCACGACAUCCCCACGUGAGAGAGGCCCCACUCCGGGGCCUCCUGCUGAGGUGCGGUAUCUCUUUCCAGCCACUCUGAUACCAAUUGUUCAGAUAUGGCGGUCCUUAUGGUAGGCAAAUUCAUUUUCCCCAAUUUGCCAUUUAUGGACUUGAUCAUCUAAGACACUAAAUUGGCUUUUAGACCCAAGCAUGGGGAGAACGCCGGUUGUUUAGAGAGAGAGAUGAGGAAUUGAAAGCUUUCGUUCAUUUAUGCAGAAGCUCGCCUUCGAAAUUGUUUCUCUGAUUUCUUUGCAAGUCUCCUAAUGGUCAUUUGUGUUAGAUUACAUCAGACUAAUGGAUAACCAUUGGUAUUCAUCUGUUUUAACUCUGCUUCUUUUCAUAUUUGUCUAUGACGGCCACAGCCUAAAGCACACACAGCUGUGACUUGAUUUGAAGGAAAAUGUUUUAAGAUGCAGCAAGCUAAUACAGGAUGAUUAAACUAUCUCAGGC